CCUUUCCUGAGAUCUUCUUGGAAGGUGACAAUCCAAUAGGACUAGCUGUAUUUGAGAAUUCUUUCUUCUGGGCAAAUAAAAUACGGCUGUUUCGCACUUCACCCCACACCCCAAAGGAGAGAGUGGUGCUGCUGAAUGCUUCCAUAUCUGCUUUCUCUGUCCUGCACAAAUCCCAGCAGCCCAAGGGUAUGUCAAGGACUUGCUUUUGAAAUGCUAAUGCAUCAGAAUGUACACUAAACAGAAAUGGCCUAAAUUACUACCUUGGUCUGCUCUUGGAACUUGCUACUUUUUUAGGCAGGGAAAGUGUUCUGGGUAUUAUUCCAGAAUUCUAUAGGACUUCUAAAUAAGAGAAAAUGAGAAAAAUCCUUUUCUGGGAAACUCCUUCCAAGCAUGUACCUUGUGGUUUGUCCAAGUCCAAUGUAGUAACCAGAUUCUUGAAGUCUGAAAUACAUGAAACGGGGUAAUAAGCUAUUCACAUAAGGGCUACAAUAGCUUACUCACAGACACGUUAAUUGUCGUUGACCUUAAAGUUUUAUGCUCUUGAUAGAAAGUUGAAGAAAGCCCAGUAUCCCAUUUAUAGAAGAGUAGGAGUUAAAAACUUUUGUCAAUCAGUAAUUAUAUGUCAGAUUCAACUCAGAUAAUGGUUCUUACUGUGUCUGAGAGACUAACCAAAGUAGAGAACUGAGACUACUAUUUACUUCUAAAGGAGUGUUCCUAUAAGCGAGCUAGGCAGCAUUUUGCCUUAACUCUGGGGGGAGAAGAUGCUGGUGGUUGAAGCUUUAUUGGCUUGAGCUUAACAUGGAUAAGUAAUUGCCAGUAUCUGAAAGGGGAUUGUGGGAGUUUAAAGGUCAGCAUGCCUAACCUAGAAGGAAACAAGGAUACUGGGAUUCCUCUUAAGGCAAAACUAAUUUAAUUCCCCUUGAGUCUUCAGUUUUGAACUAGUAUAUGGAGAAUUCUGAAAUUGUAUCUAAUCUAUUUCUCUUUUAUAACAGGCAGAUACCCAGAAUGUGCUCCAGGCUCUUGUAGCCACUUAUGUCUCCUGUCCCCCAUCCAUCCCAAGGGCUAUAAGUGUGUUUGUCCAGAGGGAAUGUUUCUUUUACCUUCUGGUACAUGUAGUGAGUUAAAGGUGGUGUUUUCUUCUGGCAAACGUCUCUACUUGUUGAAAGUUGGUUUUAUGGGAACUGCUAUAGAGCGAACCCUGGUUCAAGAGCAUCCUAGGAACAUCUAUUUACUGGAUAUUGACUGGAAAAGAAACCUCAUCUACUGGACAAAUGCCCAGGGACGUCUGUUCUUCUCAACUGGCUAUUCGGGAGAAAAGCGAGAGAUUUGGACAGAGCGUACAGUCUGCUCAGCAAAUGUGGACGUAUCCACUGGGGACUUGUACUGGCUGCCCUGUGACAGAAGUGCUAUUCAGAAGACCAACAUUACUGGCCCAGACACACAUACCCUUUACAGGACAGGCAGCAUUAUACUGCAUCUUCUUCUCAACUGGCCAAAGAGGGUGAUCUACUGGGUAGAGAGUGGGAAACAUUUGCAAAGUAUGACCCUUGAUGGCAGAAGCAGACAGGAAGUCUGGAUGGGCACCUGGACGGCCGACACCCAUAUGGCCUUAGACCUUGGCUCGUCUAGCAUCCUCUGGACUACCAAAGGGUCAGGUAAGUGCAACACCAAGCAGCACAGUUGGAAGAAGCUUGGGACGGGAGGUGGCGGGAGAAUCUUGUCUCAGCACAAGGAUUCCGGCCAUUUUUAG
Molecule: messenger RNA, 1750 nt
Organism: Panthera uncia (snow leopard)
Lineage: Eukaryota; Metazoa; Chordata; Mammalia; Carnivora; Felidae
Product: low-density lipoprotein receptor-related protein 1-like
Exons: 3
Coding region: 1088-1750 (220 amino acids)
Source: RefSeq, a predicted model, not a curated record